Molecule: messenger RNA, 743 nt
Organism: Panicum hallii
Lineage: Eukaryota; Viridiplantae; Streptophyta; Magnoliopsida; Poales; Poaceae
Product: cortical cell-delineating protein-like
Exons: 1
Coding region: 65-469 (134 amino acids)
Source: RefSeq, a predicted model, not a curated record
AACACACAUUCUACUCAGCAAGCUAGCUUCUAAUAACACUUGUAAGCUAUAGCUAGCUGAUAGAAUGGCGCCAUCCAAGCUUGUCCUGUUCCUCGCCCUGACAGUCCUCGCCUUCGCGGCGGACGUGCAUGGCUGCGCGCCGUACUGUCCUACCCCUACGCCGCCAGUCGUCCCCACCCCACCAGUCGUGCCGACGCCGUCCGGUGGUGGAUCUUGCCCGAUCAACGCGCUGAAGCUGCAGGUGUGCGCUAACGUUUUGAACCUGCUGAAACUCAACAUCCCCGGGUUGGGGAACGACCAGUGCUGCCCGCUGCUACAGGGGCUUGUUGACCUGGAUGCCGCCGUCUGCCUCUGCACCGCCAUCAAGGCCAACAUCCUCGGCAUCAACCUCAACGUGCCCAUCGACUUGCGCCUCCUCCUCAACCACUGUGGCAAGGUCUGCCCUGCAGACUUCACCUGCCCCCUUUAAGUAACUGGUUGAUGAAACAUACGAUACGUCCACCCAUCAUCUGAUCAUCAUCCAUACAGUACUGCCUCUCUCCUUGUACCGCACCUUUGUUGCAAGUUUGUGUUGGUUUGCAUAUGCAUGCAUAUGGUCUCUUUCUCUUCGGGUCCGGGUUACCGCUCGGGUGAGCUCAUGGCAUGCAAACUGUACGUUGUUCUCGUUCAUACAAACCUAUGUCUGUAACUUCAAAUAUGUGAAAUAAAAGUCUAUACAAGUUGUGCCCACUCGAGGUGUAACA